UACAGCUUCUUGCUUUCUGUUUCUGGUCUACCUGACUUGUUCCUUCAAACACUCUCUCUCUCUCUCUCUCUCCACAAUCUUUGAAUGGGUCUUGAUUCCCAUGUUAUAGGGUAUUCAAUGUCGGCUGCAAAUCCCCAAAGACCGAUCCACUUGUUCAAAAACAUAUGUAGAGAGAGAGAGAGAGAUAGAGAUAGAGACAUGGUCCUUGCGUAUGUGGAGGAAGAUGGUCAAAGGUUUUAGUUGAGAAAAAAAAAGGCACAGAGAAAUUGGUAUUCUGAAUGUUGGGUUACUUAUUUUCAAAACCCUAAUCUUGAUUGUUACUUUGCCCCUUUCCUAGAAGUAUCCCCAAUUAGCUUUCUUUGUAUUUGUAGAAUUUGACAACGAUUGGGAGAUGUUAGGGCAAGAACAAGACAACGGCCGGCCAUCCGCCGCCGGUGGUGGUGGUGGUGCUAAUCGGAAAUCAUAUUUACGGUCGGUUUCGUGGACUGACAGGUCACCUAGAACCCCUAGUCCUCGGCCGAAACCGAACAAUAAGUCCAGGUUGUGUCUUCCACCUCUACAACCCCUUUGGAUAUCCCAGAAGAACCUUGAGGACUGGCCAAAGGCAGGCUCUGAUGAUCUUGGCAUAUGGCCUCAAGCCCCUACCCCCGGGGCAAAAGGGUCAAUUAAACAAACUCUGAACCUGGACUCAGAACAACCCGAAAGAGAAUUCGAAUGCAAAAAAGACAAGCUUGCCUUUUUCGACAAGGAGUGUUCGAGAAUCACGGAUCAUAUUUAUUUAGGGAGCGAUGCGGUAGCAAAGAACCGGGAAGUUCUUCGCGAUAAUGGGAUCACCCAUGUGUUGAAUUGCGUUGGUUUUGUUUGUCCUGAAUAUUUUAAGAAUGAGCUUGUAUAUAAGACCCUUUGGCUGCAUGAUAGCCCGUCUGAGGAUAUCACGAGUAUACUCUAUGAUGUUUUUGAUUACUUUGAGGAUGUUCGAGAACAAAGUGGGCGAGUGCUCGUCCAUUGUUGCCAAGGGGUGUCACGAUCGACCUCUUUGGUUAUUGCAUACCUCAUGUGGUGGAAGAAGCAAACCUUUGAAGAUGCUUUCCAAUAUGUGAAGGCGGCACGUGGGGUGACGAAUCCCAACAUGGGUUUUGCUUGCCAGCUGUUACUAUGCCAGAAUCGAACAUUGGACUUUCUGGCGAGCCCGAAUUCGGUGUUGCGGAUGUAUCAUAUGGCACCUCACUCCCCGUAUGAUCCCCUUCAUCUUGUGCCAAAAAUGUUGAGUCAGACAGGUGCUGAAGGCCUUGAUUCUAGAGGAGCGUUCAUUAUUCAUGUUCCUUCGGCCGUUUAUGUGUGGAUUGGGAAGUAUUGUGUCUCAGUGAUGUCGGAUAUUGCAAGGGAAGCUGCCUUUCAGGUAAUCAGAUAUGAAAUGGCACAGGGACCAGUUGUGACCAUCGAAGAAGGUAAAGAGCCAUCUGAAUUUUGGGAGUCUAUUGUGAACAAAGAACUCUUAGCUGAUGGUAGCGGUGAAAAUGGUUCUGCGUUUGAUGGUGAAAGGAAGGUUGAUCUUUAUGAUAAGGACUUUGAAAUGUUCCAUAAGGCGCUUUCUGGUGGGAUUGUUCCGCCUUUUCCACUGUCUGGAGCUAGAUCCGAAACUUGUCUUCCGGCUAGGGAAAAUGGCUGGGGCAUAUUGAGAAAGAAGUUUGCCAGGGGGAAUUUGAAAGAACUUAUAAGGUCAUCUAAAUUGAGCAUUGAAGCCACUACAUCAAGUCAUGGAUCAGACUACCCUGAUUCUCCAUUGCCUUCGAGCUGUAAAUCUGGUUCACCGGAUCUCUUCUUUUGUUCUCCAACUGGCAGCCUCUCUGAUCCUCUCACUGAUCCUUUAUCGUCACCAACACCCAGUUGUAGUUAUUCUUUUUCUUCUUUUCUCGAAAGUAGCCCAAAGUUCGGUUCCAAAUCCCCUUCACUCUCCCCUUCAACAUCUGAUUUCUCCAGUUCGUUUACUUUCUCACCCUCUUCUUCUAACUGGUCCGACUUGUCGUAUUUAUCAUCUCAGUCUUCACCGUCUGGGUUAGAAUCUCCAAAUCCUUACCGCAAAAAUGAUACUUCCUUGGGGGAAAAUGUUUGUUAUCUUUGUAAAAGAACUUCUCAUUCUUGGGAAAAAGCAUUUUCUGGUAACCAUGUACUGACGGAGUCAAACGCUUGUUUUCCGUGCAAGGGAACUACCCUCUCUAUUGCUGAGCGCAGGGGGAGUAAUCCUCCGCCGCGCAUGAGGCUUCCUUCAGUUGAUGAGACAUCUCAAGUUCCACAGCGCCUAACAAGAUCAUAUUCGUUUUCUCUACCUGAUUCAGAGGAUAGCGUGAUGAGGGAUGUCGAGUGCAACCAGAGUGAGCAAGAAGGAUUUUUGGAUGCUGAAAUGGUAGAUGUUCCUCCCAAUGAAUUACAGUGUGAUAUUGAAAGGAGAGAAUAUGAUGCAUUUGAUCUUCCAUCAAGUGAUGCAAGAAGUAGUGUUACAGAAGCGGAAGUAACCAACUUGGUUCUUUAUAAGUGGCCUACUUUGGAUAAAGUAGAUAUGCACCCCUUUAAUAACCUAGAUUCUACAUCUGUGUAUCUAACAUACGACUCAGUUGGAAGCUCAGGGACAAAUAAUGCUAAUGUUUUGUACAUAUGGCUGGGGCGUCAAUUUUCUUGCGGAGACGGGAAGCAUCAACUGAUCAGUAGUGAUGAGGGAAGCGAAAAUAGUCAUAUCCAGUGGGAUACGGUUGGCUGCAACUUUCUUAAACAGAUGGGUUUGCCGUUGAAUUCCUCCGUGCAGAUUGUGAGAGAAGGUGAGGAGCCAGAGCAGCUCCUAAAUCAUCUGAACUGGUUCUCAUUUCACAAGGCGGAGACCUGAGGCGACAAACCGAGGGGAUAGAAAGAUGAUUCAAACCCUCCAGAAACAUCCAGAUUAAGAGGUUAUGGUCAGCGAUCUGUUGCAGAUUUUUUCAUACAAAUUGGCAUCCCAGGCAGUAGAAGUGCUUCUACUCUGCUUGUGUGAUGUAUGCCACUGGGUUUAUGACAAAUCAUGUACAGAAGACUAGCCUUCUCUAUAUGCAUAUAGGAGUGAGUAUAUAAGCGAAUAAUUGCAGUCGGAUGAAUAAUUAUAUGCAAUCGAUUUUCUUUUAAUCUUGUUGUAAAUCUAGCAAACCUUAUUGUUGAUAUAGCUUUCGCUAAACACAACGCCGAAGGUGUUGCUUUUCAUGGCCAAUGUUUGCGAUUUUCAGUACUUUCAGUUGGAUUGUAUGAAGGGAACUUCGUGCUCGGUGAGAGUAACAUUGUUAGAUGUAGUUAAUGAGGUUUGCACUUCUAUCAAAUGCAUGGAGUACAUGGUACCUGCCAUUUGGCUACCGCUCCACUUGUGUAUUAA
Rhododendron vialii is the source of this 3391-nucleotide messenger RNA. Its product is annotated as protein-tyrosine-phosphatase MKP1-like. Gene Ontology annotation, biological process: protein dephosphorylation. The coding region runs from base 392 to 2878 and encodes 828 amino acids. NCBI's taxonomy places the organism in Eukaryota, Viridiplantae, Streptophyta, Magnoliopsida, Ericales, Ericaceae. The record is from RefSeq and is a predicted model, not a curated record. Gene Ontology annotation, molecular function: protein tyrosine/serine/threonine phosphatase activity. The transcript is spliced from 3 exons.